AUGUCUCUGAUGACUAGAGAUGCAUUGGAGUUCCCUGACUCCGACAGGGUCUUCCUGGAGCCUCAUUUGCCUCCACAAGAUACCCAACAAAACGACUCAACCCGGCAAUCUGAUAUGCCCUUCACAACAUUGACAUUCGCAACAUCACUGGACUCUUCUCUCGCCUUAUCGCCCGGUGCGCGAACUGUCCUCUCUGGCCCGCAGUCAAAGGCUAUGACUCACUACCUACGGUCUCGCCACGACGCCAUACUCAUCGGCGUCGGAACGGCACUAGCCGACGACCCUGGCCUCAAUUGCCGAAUUUCUGGCGUCGGAGGCUAUGGUAAAGAAGGCCUAGAUGGCCAACCACGUCCUGUGGUGAUUGAUUCCACCGCCAGAUGGGAUUUCUCCGAGGAGAGCAAACUAUUUCAACUGUGCAGACAGGGACGUGGUCGAGCACCUUGGAUUGUGACUGCACUUGCAGAACCUCCAGCUCAUAAGAAAGCGCUGCUGGAAAAAUAUGGUGGAAAAUUUAUCGCGUUGCAAAUGAUGACUACGGAAAAUGGAAAACAUAUCAUCGACUGGAAAGCUUUGCUUGCUACGCUUCGGAUCCAUGGUAUUCAAAGUGUCAUGAUUGAAGGAGGGGGUCAAGUCAUCAAUUCUCUGCUUGCACCGACGUACAUGUCUUUGAUUGAUAGUGUCAUUGUUACUAUCGCACCUACUUGGCUGGGUCGUGGUGGUGUGGUGGUGUCUCCUGACCGACGGUAUGAUGAACAAGGGAAUGCCAUGUCUGCUGCACGUUUGACAAAUGUCAGAUGGUAUCCAUUUGGCGAAGACGUUGUCCUAUGUGGGCAGAUGAAGAAAUAA
Penicillium odoratum is the source of this 846-nucleotide messenger RNA. Its product is annotated as RibD family protein. Gene Ontology annotation, molecular function: 5-amino-6-(5-phosphoribosylamino)uracil reductase activity. The record is from RefSeq and is a predicted model, not a curated record. NCBI's taxonomy places the organism in Eukaryota, Fungi, Ascomycota, Eurotiomycetes, Eurotiales, Aspergillaceae. Gene Ontology annotation, biological process: riboflavin biosynthetic process. Bases 1 to 846 code for a protein of 281 amino acids. The transcript has a single exon.